AUAUUUUUCUUCCCUGUGUAUAGAUAGUGAGAAGUGCCGUGGCUGACGUGCUUGGUAGAUGCAGGAAACAUGGUGCUCGAAUCGUUGCUUUCCCACCGCUGGGAGUUGGCAGAUUGUUCGGAUAUCCACCCAACCAAGUUGCCAGGACAAUGCUGUCAGAACUUAGUCGUCAGCUUUUAUCAGGAAGGAAUAAUCUGGAGACAAUUUCGUUGGUUAUAUAUGGUGGUGAGCCGUAUGAAAUAUUUGACAAAGAGUUUCAAGCUUUUAAUCAGGCACCUGGUAAUACUAGACAGAACCCGAAUCACCAAAAUUACAGUUUACCGCCAUCUGGUGUCAGACAUCAACCUCCAUCUGGUUCCAACAGAUAUGAACGACAACAUACGGGUGGUCAACAGUAUUCCGGAGGAAGGCCUCCCAGGGGCAGGUCGGCUAAUGUUGCAUCUCAUCAUCGUGGAGAUCACUCUUCUGGUAAUUCACGUGGCUCUUCGGACCGAAAUACGGGUAGCAGAAAUAAACAAGAUGACGAUCGUUCAAGUGGGAAGAAAAACAACAGCCAAAGUUUUUUUCAAGAGAAAGUUCCUAAUUUCAGUGCGAAAAUUAUAGCUGAAAACAAGGGAGAAUGUACAAAGGCAAUGACUGCGUUUUGCAAGAAGGUCAAGGACAAAUUUCUAUACGAAGAAAUUAUUGAGAAGAAGCAGAAAAUUUCAGCGUCCUCGAAACGGAAAAUAGUAAAUAUAAUUUCUGCGAGCGACAUCAAAUGUAUCAAAGAAAAAGAUAAAUAUAGACUGAGGGGACUGAAGGGAAAUGUCAGUAAAGCUCAUUCAGAGAUCUUGAAAGUUCUUUUGGACGAAAAAAGUACAGAGACAAUACGGAAACGGAAAACAAAACCUAAGAGAGAAACGCGUCAGUUUGUUGAAGUUAUGGUCAGUGAUGAACCUGAAGCGCCAGAUUACUGGAAGAACUACAAGGAAGGGGAGACGUUGGUUCAGUCAGCUAAACGUUUCUUUAUGGGUAAGAAGUUUGAAAAGGUUCCAUUGAACAAAGACAGCCAGCAAUUCAAAUCCAUUUUUAGGAUGGUCAAUGCUACAUUUGAAGCCCACUUAGUAGGACAAGGUAAAGACGCAGUUGGCCUGGAUGCACUGGGGUACACAAAACUCUUUGUACUGAAGGUAGAAAGAAUAGAAAACUUUGGCUUGUAUGAAAAGUUUACGAAGACAAGGCAGUCAUUAUAUCGACGACUGUACGCGUCACCUGAAGUCAGAUUUCCAAAGAUAGAAAACCUACAGAAAUGCACUGGCGCUAUUGUUACUACCAAAUUUGUUCAUCCACAUUUAGAUAAAGACGUACAUCCUGAAAUAAAUGAGUGUUUACUUUUCCAUUCUACUAAACCGGAACUUGUAAAUGUUAUUUGCAACGAUGGAUUUGAUCCGAGACUUGGAAGUGGAACUGCUAUGUUUGGGGCAGGUAUAUAUGGAGCGGAAAAGGCGACAAAGGCAGAUCAAUACGCAGAUGAGAGAGAUAAUAGGUCUGCAGGACCCAAAAAUCCAAAAAAGAUGUUCCUGAUACGGAUGGUGCUUGGCAACGCAUUCCUUUGUAGUGACAAGAACCCUUACAAGUAUCGGCGGCCACCUUGUACACGCUGUUACAGAGACGACUGUUCAAACCCCAAACAUGAGAAAGGAAAAUUUGGUCAUUAUUUCGAUUCGGUUGUAGGAGACAAUUCAAAAUUAUUUCGUGAAUUUGUAGUAUAUGACAACAGUCUAUGCUAUCCGGAAUAUUUGAUUACAUACGAAAGACGAGUGUGAACGAUUACAUCUUGUACAUCAAAAAAGCCCCAUUACCAGGGAACAAAGAAACUAAUAAUUUUGAAACUAAUAUUUUAGGACGACAGCUAAACAUAUUGUAGAUUUACUUAAUAUUUUAUUAGUAGGACACGAAUAUAAGAAGCGACAGACUCUCAUUUCUUAAGGAAUCUUGUUUAAACCACGAUGAGAAAUGACCUAGAUUUUAACCAUAUAUCUGUAGCCUCCAUUUGAAAUAUGUAACAAUUGUUGAUAAGGCCGUGACUUUAUUAUUAUAUGACAGAAAAAUCACAAAACUAGAGCUAUCACUGAAGUUGAUGAAUGUGCCGCACUCCCCGCAUGCGCUGAAACUGUACAUUGCAAUUUAACGCACACAAGAUUGCAUAAUUAUGUGGACUGUAAGUAUAUACAAUCUAUGUUUAUUAUAUAGUAACACAAAUUAAAGUCCCAUAACUCUACAGAAUAUUUGUUAGAGAACCUAACAUGCGCCAUGCACAAGUAAGGUUGGUACUGAUCAUUUGUGUGAAGUUUCAUUAAAUUUUGUGCAAUGAUUCGGGAGAUUAAGCCCGCACAAGAUUACAAAUGCAGACUAUGUAUAUAGUAUAGUUUAUCUGAAGGGGAUGAGAAGAUAAAGUGUGCACAAGAUUGUGUCUACGGACAGACAGACAGACAACCUGAAACCAGUAUACCCACCAACCACCUAACAACUUCGUUGUUUGGGGGGUACAAUAAUGUUAUGGCAUAUUGUACGAAAUAUAAGUAUGUAAUGAAGCAGGAAAUGAUAGUUUCUAGCUAAAAUACAUAGAAACAAAAUAGACAACGCUGUGCUGCGAAAGCUAUCAUGAUAAGCACACAUGCACUAAUCAGUCCAGAUACAGAAAUCCGGGGCUAAAUGCUCAACGAAUUUUCAGCAUAAUGAUGAUGAUAUUACCUCUGGUGACUAAAACCAUGUUACAGAUUAUGUACACAAUAUCAUAUGCCGUACCGAAAUGCAUAAUUUGUUGAGGGUCACCAAAUAGUUUAUAGAAUAAAAAUUUGUCCAGCAAAUAUUGUAUCUACUUGCAUAAAAAAAACCCCACAUGCAAGCUGUUACACUCGUUUCAUUAAUAAUUAUAUUAGAAGUUUUCGCCAUAUAUAUUUUCAAAGGUGACAAUAAAAACUAUAAUCAACUAUA
Messenger RNA from Mercenaria mercenaria, 2976 nucleotides. RefSeq lists its product as uncharacterized. Gene Ontology annotation, molecular function: NAD+ poly-ADP-ribosyltransferase activity. Lineage: Eukaryota; Metazoa; Mollusca; Bivalvia; Venerida; Veneridae. The record is from RefSeq and is a predicted model, not a curated record. The transcript is spliced from 5 exons. The coding region runs from base 150 to 1805 and encodes 551 amino acids.